Owenia fusiformis is the source of this 826-nucleotide messenger RNA. The record is from the annotation of a GenBank genome assembly. NCBI's taxonomy places the organism in Eukaryota, Metazoa, Annelida, Polychaeta, Sabellida, Oweniidae.
AAGUGAGAUAUGGCUCUUGCCUCAGCACGAGCCAAUUAUCACUCAAAAUUAUGAACACUGCAGUAAAUCGAUCACCAACGAUAGCUCUAAAAAGUUCUCACCCAGUUCUCAAACACUUUCGAUGCCAUCCUGGGCAUACUGGCUCUCUUGCUAUGCACACUGUGUCUUCAAGACGAUUCUCCGUGGGCUUCAAACGGUUAUAUUGACUUACCCAACUGAUCACUCCAUUAAUUCCACUGGGGGUGUCAACCUUUGGCUUGCAACCGAAGAUACAUGUAGUUCAAGAAAAGUCGGAGAUUGGACGUCUCUAAUUGGUCAAAAAGAGAGGCAACCGAAGAUACAUGUACAGUGUAGUUCAAGAAAAGCCGGAGAUUGGACGUCUCUAAUUGGUCAAAAAGAGAGGCUCGGCAUUCUCCGUCAGAUUGGAUCGGCAAAACUCGGUUGUAUGGCUUACCUUCGGCUGCAUGGCCCAACCUUGAUUGAAUGGAAAAGAUGCUGUCCAAUUCCGCUGGCUGUGUACAAUGUUAAUCUCCAAACUCUGUCAAAAUGUUUUUAUAUACACCAACGUCCAAAUAUGACAGAGUUAGUUUACAAAAUGAAAAUACAUGAUCAAUAAUAUCAUGAGAACAUGUUAUGUUUAAUUUAAGGUUUAAAAUGCCUUUCACAACAACGUUAUCGAUGUUUUCGCAAUCAUUAUCUGACCUUUUUGAAUGAAUGAAUACAGUCCUUUGACUUUUAUUUUUCAGAUGUCGAGCUUUUAAAGCGUCUGCUCACUGAGUUGGAAAGAGGACUCGAAGAAGAAAAAGAAAGAGACGCAAUAGGUAAG